Symbiodinium sp. CCMP2592 is the source of this 2913-nucleotide messenger RNA. Lineage: Eukaryota; Dinophyceae; Suessiales; Symbiodiniaceae. The record is from the annotation of a GenBank genome assembly.
AUGCUGAAGCAGCUCCAGCAGAAGGCUCGGAAGAUCGAGUGCCUGCAUCGGGAUGAUGGGCCGGUGGCUGAUAUGGCAGCCCCGGUAGAUCCACUCCCUAGACCUGUUGCGACCCCAGCCCGGACAAUGGAUGUGCUAGUACGACCAGUGUCUACGGAUGCACAGCCAGAUGCCCAACAGCUUUGGGACGAAGCUUUUGGUUCCGCUGCAAUGCCUGAGGAUCCUAUUGCAGCGCCAGAAUCCAAGGAACCCGACGAACCCCGACGCCCCGUACCCAAUGAAACCCAAGAGUCUGUGGAGCCCGAUUUCAAUGAACUUCGCGAGCUUCUUCAUGCCAGCCUUGUCAAAGAGGAGAAGUCGCCGCCGCCGACACCAACAGAUGCCUUCAAUCAGCGAAUGGAGAUUGUUAUCCGAAAUAUCAAGGAGGGCAAGGUGGUGAUCGAUAGUGGCUACUACACGGAGGCCACGAUGAAAUCGGAGCUCAAGAAAGACAAGUACCAAUCCCACAUCAUCGAGUAUUGGGUGGACGUUCGCACCAGCGGGAGCCUAUCGAGGAGCACGAAGGAGGAAUUCAACCAGUUUGUCGAGAUCAUCGAUAGUGGUGCAUCCUUGCCACCGCCUACCUUGGGCGACGAAGCCCUCCCUUCCUACGAUGUCGAGGAUGAUGACGACGAAGACGACGACCAGGACGACGGGGACGACGAUGAAGACAACGAUGAGAAAGAGGAGAAGGAAGAGGCAGUGGAAAGUGCUUUGGAGGCUCAUCACAUUGAGAUCAAGAACAUCCCGCAAGUGCUGUCGGAGAUUCUAAAAUUGCGAAUCAAAGUGGACGGCACCCUCGAAGAUCUGGCCAAAAAGGCUGGCAAGAAAGGAGAUCAGAAUAGGGGCGACAAGCUCAGCAAGCACGGGGACGACCUGAUGUCGUUGCAUGAUGAGCUAGCGGAGAUUAAAGCGGACAACAGCAACACGGCCACUCCCAGCGAUGAGACGAUGAAGAAGCUGAAGGAAAAGUUGGCUGCCGUUGAAAAGCUGACGAGCCGCAUCACCAUGGAGCAGAAGAAGCUCAAGCGGAUGCAUCUCGAUCGAUCAAAGCCAAAGAAGAAGCCCGCAAAAUCCGAGCGGGACAAGGAUGUGCGGCAAGCAGCAGCCGUGGCGAAACCGGAGCAGCGUCAGCUGCCUUGGCCCGGGCUCGUGGUUUCAGAUCGGUUGCUAUGCAGCAUUGCUGCCGGCUUCGUUGAUGAAGUUCGUGAGGCCGACCCAGAUUUAGCCGAGGAUCUUCGAAGUGCUCAUUUGCUUCGGGACUUACACCGGCAAUCGAAAACGAAGCACGAAAGUGCAUCUUCAAAAAGCUUCGCAAAGAGUGGCUUAUCCUGUCCAGUAGAGAUCACGACGGUGGAAGUGGGUCCUGACGAAACACAUCCUGUUCUGAAGAUUGCUGAUAUGCUUCAAGCUUUGGCUUCAUGCAACAAGUUGUGUUUGCUCUGGGGUGCUAAGUCUAUGACUUCAAAUACUGAUGUGCUGCCGAAAUUCUGGCGACGCUGGAGAGCUCACGAUCCGCAGCAUGCAGUUUUCGGGCACCAUCGGAAUAACAUGGCUUAUGUGCUUCCUCUGCAAUUGCAUGGGGACGAGGGUCAAACCCUUAAGAAGUCUGGGGUGCUUGUGAUAAACUGGCAAUCUCCACUUGGCUUUGGCCUUUCAACAACGGAAGAUCGCCCUGAAGCUAUGUCCCUAAACUAUACUGGCAACUCCUAUGGCACACGGUUCCUCUACAGCGUCUGCCACAAGAAGCGCUAUAGCAAAGGGAAGUCCUAUAUCCUCACUGGCAUCAUGGACCGAUUAGCUGAGGAACUUGUGGAUGCAUUCUACAACGGCGUAUCUCUACAGAUUGGGGGCAAGCAGGUUACCUUCUACUUAGCCUUGCUGGGGCUUAAGGGAGAUUGGCCUAUCCAAGCUCGAUUCGGGAAUUUGUCACGACACUUCGCCCGCAAGGGCGUGUAUGAGGUUUCUGAAAAGAGUGGAUUCUGCCACUUGUGCAGAGCUGGGGAGCAAGGCUACAAUCCAAAUGACUAUGGAGAGUCUGCUAGUUGGCGAGCUACGUACUUGCAAACUGUUCCCUGGGAUACAGAAGGACCCUUGUGUCGUGUGCCGCAGUCGCCAGCGAAGGAGUAUAUGCACAAGUUCGAUGUAUUUCAUACUGUCCAUAAGGGCGUCUUUGCUGAGCUUGCCGGCAGUGGCAUAGUUGUCAUCACCGACUACGGGUUGGCAGGGCCUGGCGAUAUUCCGGCGCAACUUGAUACGAUCCACAAAAUGGCUGUGCAGCACUGCAAGGAAACGAAUACGCCCUUGCACAUGGACUCGCUCACUCGGCAUCUGCUGUCAUUUCCAGGGGACUAUGCAUAUCCCGUGGGGAAUUGGUUUAAAGGUGCCGACACUACAGCUAUGUGCAGUUUCCUUGAAAUGUUCUGGACGCAACACCUCGCGAGUGCAAGCACACGGGACGCAUACCUGGACGGGCUUCUGGAAUGCUUGCGUGCUGGGAAUCUCUUCAUGCGUACCUUAUACGGCUCAGGUCUGUGGCUUUCCUUGGACCGCUGCAAGAUUGCUGCCGAAUCCGGCUUAGCAUUUCUGAGGUCGUAUUUGGCGACAUCGCAUCGAGCUUUUGAGUUACAGCGCACGCGCUUCAAACUCACACCCAAGUUCCAUGCUUUGAUACACGUCAUUGACGGGCUUGCGAUCGCUUACAACAGUGGUCGCCGAUGGACACUCAACCCUUUGAGUGAGGCGACUCAGAUGGACGAGGAUUUUAUCGGUCGUGUAUCGUCUUUGACAACAGCUGUGGGCACCCGUCAGAUGCACAUACAGACUUUGAAGAAGUAUCUGACCAAUGUGUGGACCCAUGUGCGCUCGAAGUGA